Rhizophagus irregularis DAOM 181602=DAOM 197198 is the source of this 2435-nucleotide messenger RNA. The record is from RefSeq and is a predicted model, not a curated record. Lineage: Eukaryota; Fungi; Glomeromycota; Glomeromycetes; Glomerales; Glomeraceae.
UUUAAUAGAUCUUGCCCCCCAAGAGUCCACCUUCGUGACAUUUUCGUUAUUGCCGUCGUCCUUGAACCAUUUUGCAAGUAGUCUCAGCUUUGGGACUGGAAAUUUAUAUGUUAAUUUUUUUCUGAAAAAGUGUUAACAUGCUUACUAGAAGACGUGAAGAAAAUUCUGCCGAAGUUACGGGUCUGAGUUCUCCUAAACGUAUACGUGUGGGUGAUUCGGAUCACGAUUCACAGUAUCCAUGCUUUUCAGCACUCUCUUCUUCACACACAUAUACAAUUUCAACCAUCACUCCUGUUGAGACAAUUAAUUUCUCAAAUCAAGAAGAUUUGACCACAUCUUCAGAACAUUCCGCUAAUCAUAACCAUUACGUCGCAACAGACGAGACAAUUCGGCCGUGUCAAACAUCGACACGGACUUUACAACUUAGUCUAGAAGCGAGCAAUCAAAAUUUAGUUACCCAAGAAUAUACUAUAAUAGAAAGAACUCUUAAUUCAAUCAUUUCGCAGCCAGAGGCUGUCGAGAUAAUCGAAGACUCUAAAGGGGGGCCCUACGUAAAAUCGGCGGAUAUUUUAGAUGAAGAUGUGGCUGGGAAACAUCGUAUUUUUGUUGAAAAAGAAGACGAUGACGACGAUGAUGAUGAAGAUUGGAACGAGGGUGACCACGUGAACGAUAGUAGUGAUGAGACUUCGUCCAUUGAUGAUAUUAUUGAUCAAAUGAAUCAUGAGAAUGUUGAUGAAGAUGAAGCAUUGUCGAUAAGCAAGGAAGAUCUAAAUAUUCCGCCCUUGGAUGAUGACGAAGUUGAGUAUUAUAAGCAGGAGGCUCGAGAGAAAGGAACACAAAAUUUUAUUCAAGAAUAUUUCUUUGAAAAAGGAAUUUCUCUUCAAAAACUAUUUUAUGCUUUUGAUUACAAAUUGCCUGGAAAAAUAAACUUUUCUGAUGUGCAGUUAAUUCAAGUUCUUAGUAAAGUCGUACAAAAGUUUCUUAGACAGCGUAAAAAAUUACCUAACGUCAAUACUUUAGAGGAUGUUAUCGAAUUAUUACGAGUAUCAAAAAACAUUAUGGUUUUGACAGGUGCAGGGGUUUGUAACAAAUAUUUAUUUAUCGAAAAAAAAAAAAAAAAUAUUAUUAUUUAUCUAGACAAGAAUCAUAACAUUAUACUAAUAAGUGAUGAAAAUGAUCAGGUGUCCGUUUCAUGUGGUAUUCCUGACUUUCGAUCAGAAAAUGGUAUUUAUUCUAGAUUAUCUGAAUUUGACCUGGAUGAUCCACAAGAUAUGUUCGAUAUCAAUUAUUUUAGAGAUUGUCCUGAAGUCUUUUAUUCAUUUGCAAAGGUUGAAAUUUAUCCCAGCAAUUUCACACCUUCACCUUCACAUUAUUUUGUAAAACUAUUGGAGGAAAAGGGGAAGCUCUUGAGAAAUUACACACAAAAUAUAGAUACACUUGAACAAGUUGCUGGAAUUGAAAAUGUUUUACAAUGUCAUGGAUCUUUUGCAACUGCAAGUUGUAUUGUGUGCGGAUAUAAAGUAGAUGGCAACGAAAUCAAAGAUGACAUUCUAAAUCAGCGAGUACCAUACUGUCCUAAAUGUACCAACGAUGACGAAGGCGAUGAUAUAGGAGAAAGUGCCUCUAUAAUGAAACCUGACAUAGUAUUUUUUGGCGAAAAACUUCCUCCAGAAUUUGAUCGGUCAUUCCCUCGAGAUCGAGAAAAAGUUGACCUUCUGAUUGUGAUGGGAAGUAGCUUGAAGGUUGCUCCUGUCAGCGAAAUAAUGGGACAAAUUCCUCAUCGAGUUCCUCAGAUUGUUAUCAAUCGAACACCUAUCAAACAUAUGCAGUUCGAUGUGCAACUUCUUGGUGAUUGUGAUAUUAUAAUUCCUGAACUUUGUAGAAUGCUUAGAUUGGAGUUAGUUCAUGAAAAGCUGCCUGGUGGUUCGUCCUCGUGUAAAAAAUCUGAACCUUAUCGAUUUUUGGAUCCACACAUUUAUUUAUUUGAGGGAGCGGUAGUGAAACAAGGAGAUUUGACUGGACUUGGUGUAAGGACAACAGGCAUUGAAAAUUUAAGCAUUCAAGAAAAAAACAAGAUACAUGAUCGAUCAUUCAUGAUAUUCAUACCGAUUUAUCACAUAAUGAUAUUAAGCUUGAAUCAUUAUACUAUUUAUAUUGAAGUUAUCAAGAUUCACUGUCACAAUAUGAUAGAAAUAUAUACACAAUCACAACCACAUUCUGCUUCUUAAAUUCCUCAUAUUUUCGUAUUCUAUUUUAUUAGAACAAUCAAUUGCAUAAGUAUAUGGGGAAAUUGUGAAAUUUUUUUACUUACAUGAACUGUUUUUUUUUAGCUAUAAUAAUAAGAAGUUAAAAUCCAGAUCAGAUUAAUAGAUUUUCAGUAAACAUUUUUGAUUUAUUUAUUUCUUCAAAUAUAAAUUUAGGGAAUUUUUGUAUAG